Haemonchus placei is the source of this 1149-nucleotide messenger RNA. The record is from the annotation of a GenBank genome assembly. NCBI's taxonomy places the organism in Eukaryota, Metazoa, Nematoda, Chromadorea, Rhabditida, Trichostrongylidae.
AUGUCCUCGUCAUCAUACUCGGGCAGCAGCGCUGUGUAUAGUGAUUCGUCACGUGCAAGCACACCUGAAGCAGCUGCAGCUCCUCCACCACCGGCUGAGGCUCCUUCAACUGAGCAACCAGCAGCAGAGGUAGUGGUUGCUCCAGAAGCAGCUCCCGAGCCAGCAUCUCAUGUCGAGGUUGGGAACAAUUCGGACGACGAUGGCGACCCUUUUGCGUAUCCGAUUAAUGAAGAUAUGCUUUCUGACAGUUCCGAAGACUCAUCAGAAACCGAUAGCAGUGAUUCCUCCACCUUGAGUGACGAGGAGGAAAGAAGUAAACGUGGUCACGUGAGGCUGUCCUGCUCCGAUUUCUCGUAUACUGGCUGCGUUAUAGCUUUCUCUUUAACUGCUAAGCAGUUUGCAAUUUCUAGCGAAGCAAUAACAGUCAUGUUCAAGCCUCUAAGAGCUCAAUUUGACGUCGUGCCAUCAUCGCAAGAAAUGGGUAAACUGAUAGUGGACUACCUGAUAUCUGAAGGGUAUAGAGAGGCAGCAGAGCUGUUAUGUCAGGAAUCGGGAUUGGAGUUGCCGAAGGAUGAUAUCAAGAAUUUGGACGCACGUAUGAAUAUCAGAUGUGCGAUAAUAGAAGGACGGUUGGAUGACGCUUUACGAUUGGUCAAGGAACUGUGUCCAACUCUUUUGGAUGAAAAUCGUGACGUGCGCUUCCAUCUCAUGCAACAAAACUUAAUUGAGAUGAUCCGAAGAGGUGAAAUGGAGAGGUCGUUGGAAUACGCUCAAGAAAAUCUUUCAAAUGAUAACACAUUGACGGAUUCACAAUUGGAAAGGUUGGAAAAAACUUUUGCCUUGCUAGCUUUCGAGAAGCCAGCGGAAAGUCCCUUCGGAAAGCUGUUGGAUCAGUCUCAACGUCAAAUGGUCUCUACCGAAGUGAACGGGGCCGUACUCCGAGCUCUUAAUCGACCCGCUGCACCUCGCCUCGAAGCAUUACUGCGGAUGAUCGUCUGGGCUCAGAAGCAGCUGGUCACAGAGCGGGAAGAGGAUCGAACAACUGCGCCUCCCUAUUCUGGUCCCGCAAGGUAUAGUGGUGGUGCUUCUGGUGGGUCCACUGAUACGGAAGCGAUUGCUCGAUCCCUAUUCGGUGGCACGUCCUGCUGA